AUGCACGACGACGAGCUGGACCGCAUGCCUUUGGCCGCCAUCCCAACCACGAGCCCCGGCCAGAGCAGCGCAAACGACACCACCAAUCUCUUCGUCCCUGUGCCAUCCUUCUCUCAACAGCAAACCCCACCAUCGGCUUCACCAGUGCUCAAGCCGGAAUACCAACAAACUUCUACACUCGACCUCACGGAUGAUCAACUUGGUGCCCUUCUGCUUGCUAAUUGUACAACGCCACCUCCCUUUGAGACGAUCAACCCCUCUACCCUCAGCUCGCCCGGCCCGGUGACAGACUUCUCCGGCAGUGAUUGUGGACUGGCAUCAGCCGCAUCUUCCCCCUUCUAUCCCUUCAACGACGACAUCGGCAGCACCUCGAUUUCUUGCCCGCCCACGCCGGGCCUACAGUCGUUGCCGGCGCCGGUUGCCCGUCGCUACUCCAGAAUCCAUAACAUGCAUGACGAAGCUUUUACCGAGCUGGAUGCUAGUCCUGAGGGCUUCCCUCUCGUCGGCCAGCCCUCAGGUUCCAGCGAGCAGAUCCCCCAUGGGUUGCCCACCUCAUCGCCCCAGCACGUCCGACAAGGACAUCAGCAUACGUACUCGCAUCCUCAGGCUCUGAUCCCAGCGCAGAGCCAAAGUCCACAGCCUGUUGGAUCCCUGAACUAUCAGCAUGCGCCUUUUCCGACGCCUCCCCCCUCCAACCAGCAUCCGUAUCCUCCAGCGCUUCAGCAACAGGCGCUUCAGCAGUCCCCAGGACCAACUCAAGGCGAAGUCACCUUCCACCGCCAAACAGGCCACUACCUCGGCCCGCCGCGCAUACGCCACCCCUAUCCUCCUGGUGCACACAUAGCUCCAAACGCGCAGGACUACCAACUGCUCGACCAGCAGCGUCAGCAGCAACAGCAACAGAUUCAGCACAUGCAAAAUGCCCAGCAACACCGGCAACUGCUGAUACAACAACAGCAACAGCAUCUUCGACAACUUCAGCAACAACACAUCCAGCAUCAACAACAACCCCACCACCCCCACCAGCACCAGCACUCAAACCCAAACAUCGGCCUCUUGACCCGCGGCUCCGUCCCCAUCGGCACGCCCAUAACGCCGCCGCCAUGCAGCCCAACAGCAUCCACAUUCACCCCUCCCCCCGCCCCUCCCCACCCCUUCCGCCCCGCGUCGACGACAAUCCGUCCACCAGCAGCAGCAGCAUCAACAAUCGAAUCCAGCCCAACGCCGCCGCCGCUCUUUCGACCGGUUUUCAGCCCUGCCGCCCCAUUCAGCCCCGCCGCUCAUCACCACUCGCCGCACCCGCACCCGCACCCGCACCCAGCAACACAAUCCACCAGACGCCGCAGCAACACCGCGCCCAGCAGCCGUACUACACUCUUCGGCGAGAACAACAGGGGCGGCAACAGACAAGCGCCGUACCCGUCGCCCGGCCGGACGCCGGCGGCGGUGCAGCAGGGUGCUUUUGCGCGCGCUGCCACUGCUCCUACAUCAUACCGUCCUUCUUCUUCUUCUUCUUCGCUGUUCCCGCCGUCGUCGGUGCGGGGGGUGGAGAGGGCAGCGGCGGCGAUGAUGAUGGCGGGGAAGAGGAGGGGCGUGGCGGCGGCGGGGGUGAGGUGGUUCGGGCCGGAUGGGCAUAGCCAGGGUGCGGGUGGAGGGCCGACGUCGGCGCCGAGGCAGGGGGAGGGGGGGUUGGGGAUGGGAUUGGGGGUGGAUGUGGGGACGGGUGUGGCUGGUGAUGGAGGGAGCGGCGGCGGUGGCGAUGUUUCUGGUGCUGAUGGAUCAGGGCAGCUGGUGCGGGAAGAGACUGUGGAAUCGGAGCUGGGAGUUGCGGAGGCUCGGGGUGAGCAGGAUGCGUUGGUUUCUGGGAUGCAGGGACGGCUGGAGCAGUUGGAGAGGGAGUUUGAGAGUUUGAAAGACUUCGUGAGGGCGGGGCAGGAGGAAAUGAGAAGAGAUGUUGAGAAAUGA
Lasiodiplodia theobromae is the source of this 1965-nucleotide messenger RNA. RefSeq lists its product as uncharacterized. The record is from RefSeq and is a predicted model, not a curated record. Lineage: Eukaryota; Fungi; Ascomycota; Dothideomycetes; Botryosphaeriales; Botryosphaeriaceae. The coding region runs from base 1 to 1965 and encodes 654 amino acids. The transcript has a single exon.